UAAGAUGAGUAAGUUAUGCGCCUGCUCAGUCACAACCCAACACUAAGCUCGGACAUCUACACUGUGGGCAGCAUACGUGCUCUGUUUGCACUGGCAGGCUGUGGGCACACGUGUGCUCGCACGUCUCCUUUGUCCCUUGUUAAUAAAGUUAUUCUACAGGAGGGUUUCAAAACAUGGCGCCCUCGAAAUGAAAAAGGCGAAGUAAAGGAGAAUAGGGGGAGUGACGGAGGAGCAGGUGGGGAGGGAAGAAUUGGGGAGGAGGCGGAGUGGGUGCUGGCAGCUGGGUUUGGUACUAUGGGGAUCGCCGUGGAGGUGAGGAAGGUUUAUCCCUAUCCCUUCCAGCAUGUUGUCAACAGCUACCUCAACAAGUAUCCAACUCCCUUGGAGAAACAUGUUCUUGCCAUCAAGACAGUGGAAGAGAAAACCGAUCCAGCGUCAGGUGUUGUAUACAGGAAGCGAAUUGCAACAUGCAACAAUGUAAUUCCAUCCUUCUUACAAAGAUUCAGUAUUUUAAAGGUAUCAAACGUUUACCUGGAAGAGGAGUCAUGGCUGGAUAUGAAAACAAAGGUCAUGACUCUGAAAAGCCGCUGCCUGACAUGGGCACAGUAUGCAACAAUGAAGGAGGAAUCUGUAUACAAAGAGAGCAUAGAAAAUUCCAAUUGGACCGAGUUCACCCAAAGAGGGACAGUAACAAUCACUGGGGCUGGAUUUCUUAAUCGUGUCCUUGAAACCUUUGCACAAACAUUUCUUAAUCAAGGUGUAAAAAAGACAUACCUGAUUCCACAGAUUGAAAGGAAACCAAUGCACAAUGACAUUAUGAUCUUCAAUUAGAUCUCAUUAAGUAAAAGAUGACACAGUGAGAGACUAAAGUGCACAAAGUGAGAUUGGAGCUAAAGGUUCUAUACCAUGUUACAAUGACAUGCAAAUGUUCCUUCAUUUACACUACAGGAUGUCAAUCACUAAAGGCACUUACUCUAAAAAGUUGAGAAUUUUAAUGGACAGACGGCAUUAGUUCUAAAUCUAAUUUUAUACCGCAGUAAAAAACGACCUAGAUAUUUUAUAAUGCAGUUUGCCUGCUUUAUCAACAUGAGCUAAGAACAAAAUGCU
Xenopus laevis (African clawed frog) is the source of this 1107-nucleotide messenger RNA. RefSeq names its product PRELI domain containing 2 L homeolog (gene prelid2.L). The record is from RefSeq and is a predicted model, not a curated record. NCBI's taxonomy places the organism in Eukaryota, Metazoa, Chordata, Amphibia, Anura, Pipidae. The coding region runs from base 16 to 831 and encodes 271 amino acids. Gene Ontology annotation, cellular component: mitochondrial intermembrane space. The transcript has 6 exons.